Cervus elaphus (red deer) is the source of this 1803-nucleotide messenger RNA. RefSeq names its product keratin-associated protein 16-1-like. The record is from RefSeq and is a predicted model, not a curated record. The coding region runs from base 1 to 1803 and encodes 600 amino acids. The transcript is spliced from 4 exons. NCBI's taxonomy places the organism in Eukaryota, Metazoa, Chordata, Mammalia, Artiodactyla, Cervidae.
AUGGGCAAGAAAUACUUGAGAGUCCCCCCAAGGCCUGCUUAUGUCGUGCAUGUCACCUGCCAGGCCUGCUACAGUGCGGGCCCAGAUGCCACCUGCCAACCCUGCUACAGUGCGGGCCCAGAUGCCACCUGCCAGGCCUGCUGCAGUGCCGGCCCAGAUGCCACCUGCCAGGCCUGCUACAGUGCGGGCCCAGAUGUCACCUGCCAACCCUGCUACAGUGCGGGCCCAGAUGUCACCUGCAGGCCUGCUACAGUGCCGGCCCAGAUGUCACCUGAGAGACCUGCUACAGUGCGGGCCCAGAUGCCACCUGCCAACCCUGCUACAGUGCGGGCCCAGAUGCCACCUGCCAGGCCUGCUGCAGUGCCGGCCCAGAUGCCACCUGCCAGGCCUGCUACAGUGCGGGCCCAGAUGUCACCUGUCAACCCUGCUACAGUGCGGGCCCAGAUGUCACCUGCCAGGCCCCCACAGUGCGGGCCCAGAUGCCACCUGCCAGGCCUGCUGCAGUGCCACCCAGAUGCCACCUGCCAGGCCUGCUACAGUGCGGGCCCAGAUGUCACCUGUCAACCCUGCUACAGUGCGGGCCCAGAUGUCACCUGCCAGGCCUACUACAGUGUGGGCCCAGAUGCCACCUUCCAGGCCUGCUACAGUGCGGGCCCAGAUGCCACCUGCCAACCCUGCUACAGUGGGGGCCCAGAUGUCACCUGCCAGGCCUGCUACAGUGCCACCCAGAUGCCACCUGCCAGGCCUGCUUAUGUCAUGCGUGUCACCUGCCAGGCCUGCUACAGUGACAGCCCAGCUCUGCCACCUACCAACCCUGCUGCGGUGCGGGCCCAGAUGUCACCUGCCAACCCUGCUACAGUGCGGGCCCAGAUGCCACCUGCCAACCCUGCUACAGUGCCACCCAGACGUCACCUGCCAGGCCUGCUACAGUGCCACCCAGACGUCACCUGCCAGGCCUGCUACAGUGGGGGCCCAGAUGCCACCUGCCAGGCCUGCUGCAGUGCGGGCCCAGACGUCACCUGCCAGGCCUGCUACAGUGCGGGCCCAGAUGUCACCUGCCAGGCCUGCUACAGUGGGGGCCCAGAUGUCACCUGCCAGGCCUGCUACAGUGCCGGCCCAGACGUCACCUGCCAGGCCUGCUCCAGUGCGGGCCCAGAUGCCACCUUCCAGGCCUGCUACAGUGCGGGCCCAGAUGCCACCUUCCAGGCCUGCUACAGUGCGGGCCCAGAUGCCACCUGCCAACCCUGCUACAGUGCGGGCCCAGAUGCCACCUGCCAGGCCUGCUACAGUGCCACCCAGAUGUCACCUGCCAGGCCUGCUCCAGUGCGGGCCCAGAUGCCACCUGCCAGGCCUGCUCCAGUGCGGGCCCAGAUGCCACCUGCCAACCCUGCUACAGUGCGGGCCCAGAUGCCACCUGCCAGGCCUGCUCCAGUGCGGGCCCAGAUGCCACCUGCCAACCCUGCUACAGUGCGGGCCCAGAUGCCACCUGCCAACCCUGCUACAAGGGUGUGGGCCAUUAAUUCCUGGGCAGACGGCCUCUGGGCGCGUGUGCAGGCGCAGGCCCAGGGGCAGCUCAGACAGGCCUGGACCGCCCGGAGCCCCGAGGCGGCCGCCCCUUGGCCUCUGAACGGCCGUGUGGAGCGCUUGACUGUUUGCAGGGGCCAGCUGGGGGCCAGCCUGGGCCAGGGGCGGCUGUCGAGGGGAGGGGGCUUGGCUUCAUCCGCCUCCAGUGAGCUCUGCACACUCCACCCAGCCAGUCUCUGGCUGGACGUGCACCAGAGUGAGACAGUCAGUGCAAGGUGA